CAAAACAGCAGUGUGUUAAAAGAACAGAAGAAUCACACAGCAUGUUUAUGGUGGCGGUGUUAAUCAGAGCAGCACUGUUGGUAGGGUAUCGGGCGUCAGAAGAACACACAGGAGCCUCUCCCCUCCCUCUAAACUCAGCCAGUGGUAAGAGGGGGCUGCAGGGGUUAGUCCUGGUAGAGGCAGUAGAGGCAGUGCCCUCCAAGCUGGCUCUGACUUUAUUAGUGGGAGAGCAAGAUCACAUGGAGUUUCCACCGCUCCAUACAUGGAGCUCCGGGACUGCGUGAAGCAGCAUGGAUUAGUGUGUUCACCGUGUAGAGCACAGACAGCAGGGCUGCUUAGACUGAAAAGGAGACGAGAGAGAGCCACAGAGUAAGGUGCUGCAAUGCUCACCCCCUCGGUGUGACAGAGGUGAAGGCUAAUUGAGAAUCUCUGUGCUUUUUUCAUGCCAAGAUUUGUUUGUGAGGCCGUUUUUGUGAGUUAACCGAAAGGUGCGAAGGAUGUCAGAGAGAUGCAACGUUCUGAGUACCUUGACUGCAGCCCUGUGCUGCUUCUACCAGAAGAGCUCCGUCCUCAGGGCCAAGUUCUCCAGGGACAAGUACAUCAUGGAGGGCCCACCGGAGAAACUACGCAAGGAGCUGGAAGACGAGCUGAAGCUGGGCAGUGAGGAACCACGCAGUCACGCCUGGUACCAUGGUGCUAUCCCCAGACAGGUGGCAGAGAACCUGAUCCAGAGAGAUGGGGACUUCCUGAUCCGGGACUCUCUGUCCAGCCCUGGGAACUACGUCCUGACCUGCCAGUGGAAGAACAGCCCGCAACACUUCAAGAUCAACAAGAAGGUGGUGGCCAUGAACGAGGCUUACUCCCGGGUGCAGUACCUGUUCGAGAAGGAGGGCUUCGACAGCGUGCCUGCCCUGGUGCGUUACUAUGUUGGCAACAGGAAGCCAGUGACGCAGGCAGUGGGGGCCAUCAUCUUCCAGCCCAUCAAUAGGGCCUUGCCCCUGCGCUGCCUAGAGGAGAAGUAUGGCGUGGCCUGUGUCCGUGUGGAGGCUGGCCUGACCCUGCCCGAGAGGAAGAGCCAGACAUCUAAACGCCUGAGCCUCAACAUCAUGAACGGACACACCCAGGACCACAGCCUCGGACGGGGGAACCUGCUUAGGAACAAAGACAAGUGUGGAAGCCAGCCGGCGUGUCUGAACCACGUUCAGGAGAGACGACGGCCCCUCAAAAGCCACCAGUCAGAGAGCUUCCUCCCGCUAGGCUCCAGGCCCCAGCCCCAGCUCAUGGAGCACCAGCCAAGUCCCAAGUCUCCAGUAUUCAGGACGGGUAGUGAGCCGGCACUCAGCCCCACCGUGCCAAGGAGGAUGGACUUUGAGACCCAGGCUGGGGAGGCCAUACGGGGCUCAGACAGCCAGCUCUGCCCCAAGCCACCCCCUAAGCCCAGCAAGGUGCCCUCCAUCAGGAUGCCCCACUCCCCACGUCUGCAGCCCCUGGCUGCCCCAGCCCCAGGUCCCCCUGUACCCCCACUGAAACCCAAGAAGCAGCAUGUGAUCCAGGCUCUCCAGCCUCCGCAGCCCCCCAGCCCAGAAGUGAAUUACUGUGAAUUCAGCCCCUGCAGCCCAGCAGAGUUGGACAGGCUCCAGGCCCCAGCCCCAGGGCCCCAACCCAACAACAACAGCUACGUAGAGAGGCUGAGGACGGAGGAGAGCCAGAGGAGCAGAUUAGACCGCAGCUCCUACCACCACGCCAUCGAAGCCCUGGAGAAUGGCAACAAAGAGGAGGUGGAAGGAGGUGGAAAAGGAGGGAUGGAAGAGAUAGAGGAGACUGUGGAGGAGAAGGAGAGAAGCUUCCGGCGGCCGGUGUUGGAGACUGCGUCUGCGUUCCGGCCGGGGGAGUUUGAGUCGAGGCUGCUGCCUGCAGAGAACAAACCCCUCGAGAUGAGUGUACUGAAGAGAGCCAAAGAGCUGCUGGUCCAUAAAGACCAUCACAUCAUCGCCAAACACAUCCUCAUGGCAGACUGCCAGGUUGCUAGGGUACAUGGCAUCUCUGAGGAGGCGAAAGGUCAAAUGGGUGUGUCCUCUGGUCUGGAGCUGGUGACCUUACCCCACGGCAGGCAGCUGCGGCAAGACUUGAUGGAAAGGCACCACACCAUGGCCAUCGGGGUUGCCGUGGACAUCCUGGGCUGCACAGGAAGUCUGGAGGAGCGGAGCGCCACACUGAACCGUAUCAUCAUGGUGGCUCUAGAACUGAAGGACUCCAUGGGGGACCUGUACGCCUUCUCCUCCAUCAUGAAAGCACUGGACAUGCCUCAGAUCACACGGUUAGACCACACCUGGACCAUGCUGAGGAGGAAGUACACUCAGACUGCCAUCAUAUACGAGAAGUCUCUCAAGCCAUUUUACAAGGGACUGUAUGAAGGAACAGUGGACAUGCCCCUGACUGGCACCACAGUGCCUCUACUGAUGCCACUGCUGAUGCUGAUGGAGCGCCCGGCGGUGGCGUUCGAGGGCAUGGAGCUAUGGGAGAGCAACGACCAGGGCUGUGAAAUCCUGCUACGCCACCUGGAGGAGGCUCGCAGCGUGGCACACAAUGCUGACUCAUACACCGCCAACACUGAACGAGUCCUGCAAGAUUUCCAGGCUGAUGAGGAUCUGUUGGAGAUCUGUAAAACAGACUUCCAGCUGCGUCUGCUGUGGGGCAGCAGAGGGGCGGCUGUCAACCAGACGGAGAGAUACGACAAGUUCACACUCAUCCUGACUGCUCUGUCCAGGAAGCUAGAGCCAGCGGUCAAACACACAGAACUCUGAACAGGACAGUCAGGCUGGUUAAGAGAGAGGAUGAGGAAGAUUGUUACAGAGCGAGACCGCUGUCCUUUCCCAACCUGUCCACUGGAGUGAGUCAGAUCCAUCUGGAACUCAUCCUUGGCAGGACACCGAUCCGAGUGUGCUGAUAUGAAGGGAAGAAUAAUGUGUGGGGGGGGGUUGCCUGGUCCCAGAUCUGUUUGUGCUCUUGCCCACUAUUUGGGGUCGGCAGGUAGCCUAGUGGUUAGAGCGUUGGGCCAGGAACCAAAAGGUUGCUGGAUCGAAUCCCCGAGCUGACAAGGUAAUAAUCUGUCAUUCUGCCCCUGAACAAGGCAGUUAAACCCAUUGUUCCCCGGUAACUAAGAAUUUGUUCUUAACUGUCUUGCCUAGUUAAAUAAAGGUAAUUUUUUAAUAGAUAAAAAAAAUACUCCGUUGCCAUUAUUGUCAAGCCACUAGGUGUCAGGGAGUUGGCACAAUAGCACAAACAGACUGUCACCCAGGUUAGGAGGGGGGCAUUUACACCAUAUAUGGUAGCCCUUUGACCCUGGUCCUUAGUCAUCCUACUGUAUGUUACAGACUGGAACACAGAGGGGACUCAAGAAGUGUUUCUGAAAGUGUUUGUCAGAUGGAAAUGUAUGUAUGAAUGUGUCACUAAAGUAGUGAUUGUUCACCCUUGUUAUAACGGUACAACAAUGACUUUGAAAGGAGAACAUAGAAUGACGAGACAGAAGUAGGAGGAAAACGAUUGGUCGCUAUACAAUAGAGGCAGUUUAACCGUAUAUCUUCAAUACUAUAUACUGUAUGUACAUUAACUAGAUCUUCGACUGUGUUCCAUGUUCCUCAGAUGGUAUGAGUUUAUCUGGAUAAUCCUGAAUGGUGAAUUGUGUACAUAAUACAUAAUCAUGUGAAUGUUAGACUGUAAUAUAUUUCCCUCUUAAAUAUUGACUUGUAAAUAGAGUUGAGUAUAAUUGUAACAUCUUUAUAUGAAUUAUUGUGUCAAGAAAUGAAUAAAUAGAUGAAGAAAUUA
Messenger RNA from Oncorhynchus masou masou (cherry salmon), 3825 nucleotides. RefSeq names its product breast cancer anti-estrogen resistance protein 3-like. Bases 498 to 2804 code for a protein of 768 amino acids. The record is from RefSeq and is a predicted model, not a curated record. NCBI's taxonomy places the organism in Eukaryota, Metazoa, Chordata, Actinopteri, Salmoniformes, Salmonidae. The transcript has 10 exons. Gene Ontology annotation, molecular function: guanyl-nucleotide exchange factor activity; phosphotyrosine residue binding. Gene Ontology annotation, biological process: positive regulation of peptidyl-serine phosphorylation; small GTPase-mediated signal transduction.